AUGAGCAGAAUCGGUGGUUGGCUACGGGGCUCGAGCGCCAAGACAAGCGCAAAGGCGAGCCUCAAUGCCAGUCCAGCCGGGUCGAUGACUGAUCUACGCGCCGCUGAGAUUGCGCUCAUGCAGGAUGCCAUGACCAGCGCCGCUAAGAUCAUGAAUGAUGACAUUGAGGGAGCCGAGGAAGAUCUCAGGAAGGGGAGCUCCGCCUUCCAUGCCCUCGGUCUUGGCAUCACCACUUUCAUGCGCAGUGUGCUCGGUUUCGAGAAGGAGAUCAUGGCAGAGGCGAGCAAGAAGUUGAGCGAAUGCGAGACACUCUCGUGGAACGAACAGAAGAAGGCCGAGAAGGCGGGAGUAGGUGACAAGAUCUACCCGGCCGGCAGCGAAUAUGCUCUGGUUUAUGCAGAGGCCCAGCUCAUGAGUGCCAUGGUCGCCGUGCUGCACGAGAGCUACCUCGAAGCUGCCAAAGGAUUUUGGGGAUUACGAGGUGCAUAUGCCACGCUCGACAGGAUGAUGCAAGCUGAAGAGGCGUUUUUGAAGAAGAGAGGGUUGCAAUUAGGUGGUAGCAAGGACAAGUUGCCGCCAGCCCGAACAUUGGAACAAGAGGGUAUAAAGCCAGCUGCAGUGGACGACGAAGAUGCCGACCUUGAGUUUGUGGAAGCACCAGAUCACCAAUCUGGGACAGCGACGCCAUUACAGUACGAAGGACAUUUGAGUAGUGGAGCUGAUGAUGCAGAAAAGAAGCUGGCAGGUUUGGCAAUUGACGAAAAGUCGAAUGUGGCCGAAGCGAAGGAGCAACAAGACCUCUCUGCUUCACAGGUCCUACCGCUGGAAGGACCUGAGGCCGAAAUCUUUACUGAUCCAGUCGACGAGUUCGUCCACAGUGGUGCAAACAUGUGCUUCGGCAUACUACUUCUCAUGAUCUCAAUGAUUCCGCCAUCCUUUGCGAAGCUAUUAAGCAUCAUUGGUUUCAGAGGCGACCGGGAACGUGGCGUGAGGAUGUUAUGGCAAAGCUCGCGAUUCAACAACAUCAAUGGAGCCGUCGCCGGACUUGUGCUACUAGCCUACUACAACGGUCUACUUGGUUUCGCCGACAUAUUGCCAUCAGAAGAUGAGGCGGAAAAGGGUGCGAUAGUGGGAUACCCGAAGCAACGGUGCCGAGACCUUUUGGCAAGAAUGGUCAAGUCAUAUCCCGAAUCCAGACUAUGGCGCAUGGAAGAAGCACGAGGAUUGUCGAACAGUCGCAACCUUCCUGGUGCCAUCGAACUCCUGCUCAAAAAUACCGAUUCCAAGAUGAGGCAGGUUACUGCCCUCAACAACUUCGAACUUUCACUCGAUACCAUGUAUGUCGGCCAGUUCGAGGCUAUGCGCGACAACUUCAUCCGCUGCACUGAGUUAAACGACUGGAGUCACUCGCUCUACUUCUUCCUCGCGGGGUGUGCUGAGCUCGAGCUCUAUCGCAAUGCAUUCCAUGCUGAACCGAAAGACGAGGUACAGAUCCGUCUGCACAAGACGAAAGCGGAAGAGCUCUUCCUUAAAGCACCAACUUUGGCAGGUAAGAAGAAACUCAUGUCGCGACCACUACCGUUUGAGGAGUUCGUCCGCAGAAAGGUUCAGAAAUGGGACAAGCGUAGUGUUGACAUGAAGAUAUCUCUGGUCGAUGCUGUUGGCACAAGUCCGCUGCAGGAGAUGGUGUAUCUCUGGAAUGGUAUCAAGAAGAUGCAGCCUGUGGAGCUGGAACGUGCUGUUGGUAUGCUAAGCUGGACUCGCCUGACUGCACCGGAAGAAGCUGCCAAGAAGAUCAAGGCCGAGAAUGAUGAGAUCGCUGUAUCGGAUGUUUGUCUAGCUGCGGCCUACAGAGCGCUAGGGAGACUGGACGAUGCCACAGAUCUCUUGAAGACGGUGCUCGCCAUUGAUAAAUCCGCAUUUGACGGCAAGAUCCACGAUGACUGGGCACAGCCGGCAGCUGCUUAUGAGAUGGGCGUCUUGGCAUGGGUAGAAGUAGAGCAACCCGGGUUGAGGAGGCCUACAACAUCAUCAAGAAAUGCAAACAAAACAGAUAUAGAUGUGUGGCGUCGCAAGAAGACAGACGAGUGUCAGAACUGGUUAGACAAGUGCGCAGCCUGGGGAAGCUACAUAUUAGACGCCAGGAUAGGCAUGAGGGUUCAGACCGGUAUGGACACGCUGAGAUGGUAUAAGAGGACUAUGGGGUGGAGUUCUGUAUAA
Messenger RNA from Truncatella angustata, 2220 nucleotides. Its product is annotated as breast cancer protein. Gene Ontology annotation, cellular component: cytosol; nucleus; mitochondrial outer membrane. The record is from RefSeq and is a predicted model, not a curated record. Bases 1 to 2220 code for a protein of 739 amino acids. The transcript has 2 exons. Lineage: Eukaryota; Fungi; Ascomycota; Sordariomycetes; Amphisphaeriales; Sporocadaceae.